This is a messenger RNA of Oenanthe melanoleuca, 2699 nucleotides long. RefSeq names its product cbp/p300-interacting transactivator 3. Bases 222 to 836 code for a protein of 204 amino acids. Gene Ontology annotation, cellular component: nucleus. The record is from RefSeq and is a predicted model, not a curated record. Gene Ontology annotation, biological process: regulation of DNA-templated transcription. NCBI's taxonomy places the organism in Eukaryota, Metazoa, Chordata, Aves, Passeriformes, Muscicapidae. The transcript has a single exon.
AGCCUGCGGAGCUCGGCGCAGCCCGCUGGGAGCGGAGCCCUGCUGGAGCCCGGAGCGGUGCGUACCGAGCAGGCACAGCCCGGCGGAGGGAGCGGAGCGGAGCCUUGCCCCGGGCGGAGCGGCGCUCUCCGGGAGCCGGAGCCGGCUCGGCGGGAGCGGGGCGCGGUGCCGUCCCCGGGAGCCGUGCCCGAGCCGCCUCGGUCGGGCAGGGAGCUGGAGCCAUGGCCGAGCAUAUGCUGAUGCCGAUGAGCCACGGAGGCGCCGGGCUGCAGAGCUACCGGAUGGGGGUGAGCGGGCUGCAGGGACCCCCGCAGCACGGGCAGCAUGUGCUGAGGACGCUGCCCGCCGCCGCUCAGAUGAUGCCCUACGGAGGGGCUGCCGUGGACGGGGCGAUGCGGCCCAGAGCCAGCCUCGGCGGACAGAUGGGCCACCACCAGAUGCAGAACGCGAUGAUGUUCAGUGGCCCGGGCCAGCAGCAGCAGUACAUGGGGCCGGUGGGCACCCAGCAGCUCAUGGCCAGCAUGCACCUACAAAAACUCAACACCCAGUACCAGGGCCACCCGCUGGGCAUGAGCAACGGGCCCAUGGGAGCUGGUGGGCAGCAGUACAGAGUGGGGCCGGGCCAGCACCCGGGCAUGCAGCACAUGCCCGCACCCGCGCUGACAUUGAAUGUUAUGGACACUGAUCUUAUAGACGAGGAGGUCUUGACAUCUCUUGUCCUGGAACUGGGGUUGGACCGGAUUCAGGAGCUGCCAGAGUUAUUCUUGGGACAGAACGAGUUCGACUUCAUUUCAGACUUUGUUAGUAAACAGCAACCCAGUGCCAUCAGCUGCUGAGGGGCUUUGAGCUCCUCCUUGUGUCUUGGUGGUUUUGAGUUUGUUUCUAACUUUUCCCCACCUGCCAUCCUCAUUCCUCCCCCUGCCUUGCCCUGUCCUGGAUUCCUGCCCUCCCCAAAAGGACAAUCAUCGGACACUGGCUUGCAAAGGAUUGCUUUUUUCUUCUGUGUGUUUUUUCUGUGUGGCAGUUUCUGGAGAGGGGGUUGGUACACCCCAAACAGAGAGCAGAUCAAGAGCUCCUGCUGUAGAAAUGCCUCUAAAUGACAUUAACAGGAUUUCUGGCUUAAGUAGAAAUAAUGGACUAUGACUUUCCUCAACUAGGCUUGGAGCACAAGAAGCAGUAGGCAGCUGGCAGCCCUGCUGGUGGAUUCUGUGGUGCCAGUGGAGUUGAAGGAUCCUGAGAGGGAAUUGUCUCCCUGGUGCAUGGUUUGAACCAGUUUCCCCUUGCAACCAUGGGUGGGGUUAGUUAUUUGUUGGGAUGUUUUACUGUGACAGUAAAUAGGUCUUCAGUCAUGUCUGUUCAGCUCGGGAAGGGGCACUUCCCCAUAGCAGGCUUUUUUCUAACUUGCAAAAAUAAAGUAUGCCUUGGGGAAGGGUGUGCGUUUGUGCCUAAAUGUUCAUCUCCGUGGAACUUCAGAUCUCAGACCUGUACUGUUAAUCAGCUGUAAAAUUUACCAAGUGUUUGAGGUUGAUUCAGGCAUGAGGCUUAAAGCUGCAGUCUGGCUCCACUUUUUUUCCACCUAUGAAACCAAAUAAAGACCAUGUAACUGUAUAUUUCAGUUCUAAUCUUAUUUAUUUUCCUGUGAUUAUUUAUUUGCAAGGGCUCUUUUUAUCAUUUGGCUUUGGGACUGCUGGGAAAGAUGCCUGGAGAGUACUGCAGCUUUAAGAUGCUGUCUUUGGGAAAAGCAAGCCUGGGAUAGUUUUCAAGCUGCUCUGCAGAAUAGUCCCUUCAACUCGAGAUGAAGGCGCAGGACUCUAAAUCCAACACCUUUCUGAGUGUGAUAAAGAUGACUCGAUUUCCAAUUCCCUUGCUCAGAGAAGGUGAGCUGUAAAAGGCGGCGGGGUUUGGUUUCCUCCUGGCUCCCGUUUCCAGGCGCUGGGGAAGCUCCGCUGACUCCUGGCUGCUGCUGCCCCCUGGUGCUGCCACUCGGAUGGAUUUGCGAAUAAAAACUGAAAUAUCUCCCGUGUGCAUUUGCUCCGUGCCCGGGCUGCUGCAGUGUGGAUCAUUAGUGUUGCCUUUGUUCCUGUUGGUGGGCUGUAGCCUGGUCACUUGUGUGCCCCACCUGAUAUUCGAGUUGGAAGGACUGGGUUUCCAGCUUGAUGUUCGGAACUAAGUGCUUGAAGUGUGGCUGGGAGGAUGAGAUGCUCCUUCUCUGUACUGAGGAGAAAUUACAGAUGUGGAUAGUCUGUUGCAGAAUGGUUGCUUUUGCUGACUGACCCAGGUGAUAGAAUCCUAGAAUGGUUUGGGUUGGAAAGAACUUAACUUUCAUCUAGAGUUACUCAGACAAGUGAGUGGUGUCUCCUUCCAGACUGGGUGCACAUCUGACAGCUGAGCUACAGCUCUGCUAGCAGUUUUCUGCAGUUUUUAUACCACAAAGGCUCUAAAACUCAAGAUAGAUAUUUUUCUCCUACUCUCACAGGGCUUAGAUUGUUCUAUUUCAAGGGUUUCCAGCCAGUUCCUUUGCAGAGUUGAGGGAUAUUCCUAAAUGUGUAGUGGGGCUGUGGAUACUAGUAUUGGAAUGGCUGAACCACUUUGGACUGUCUGUCAAUGUCCCCUGGUCUUGUUCCUUGCACAACUCAAGACCUGUUGUAGAAGUCCUGUCCUUUUGAUGGUUAUGCCUGUACAGUCCAGAGAGCUGCUCU